CGCCGCGAGAAACCCCAGCUCGCCGGAGAAACGCCGCGCAUCGUCGUCAUAACCUCCGGAAAAGGUGGCGUCAGGAAAAUAACCACCACCGCGAACGUCGGACUCUCCCUCGCUCACCACGGCUUCUCCGUCGUCGCAAUUGACGCCGACCUCGGCCUCCGCAACCUCGAUCUCCUCCUAGGGCUAGCGAAUCACGUCAACUACACCGUCGUCGAGGUCCUCAACGGAGACUGCCGCCUCGACCAGGCCCUCGUUCGCGACAAGCGCUGGUCAAACUUCGAACUGCUAUGCAUCUCGAAACCUAGGUCGAAGCUCCCGAUGGGAUUCGGCGGUAAAGCGCUCGAGUGGCUCGUCGACGCCCUAAAAACGAGGCCGGAAGGCUCGCCGGACUUCAUCAUCAUCGAUUGCCCUGCCGGAAUCGACGCCGGGUUCAUAACCGCCAUCACUCCGGCGAACGAGGCGGCUCUUGUGACGACUCCCGACAUAACAAGAUAGUAUGAAGGCUGUUAUGGUGGAGGAGGAGCCUAAGAAACGUGGCUUCUUCUCUUUCUUUGGUGGUUGAGUGGAACCGAACUGAAAGUGAAACUGAACUGAACUUCCUCGGAGUUGAUUACGUAACGUCGAGCCAAAGAGAAUCAACGAGUGAAUGCUACUAUCUCUUCCUUGCAACGAGACCACCAUAGCCAGCUCUGUCGCUAGCCAGUUCUGUCGCUAGCCAUUAAAGGCACAAGCUUUUUGGAUGCUCGUUUCUUCUUCACACCAAAGAUAAGUUAUUUUAUCAAACCAUCACGUGCUUUAAUCACUUAAACAUUGUGGCUUUGGUUUAAACUAA
Molecule: messenger RNA, 832 nt
Organism: Brassica napus (rape)
Lineage: Eukaryota; Viridiplantae; Streptophyta; Magnoliopsida; Brassicales; Brassicaceae
Product: septum site-determining protein minD homolog, chloroplastic-like
Exons: 1
Biological process (GO): negative regulation of cell division
Cellular component (GO): cytoplasmic side of plasma membrane; cytosol
Molecular function (GO): ATP hydrolysis activity; ATP binding
Source: RefSeq, a predicted model, not a curated record